UACUUAUUUAAAAAAAAAAAAAAAAAAGAAACUUAUGCAGGGAAGGAUAUUAGUUGCUCUGGGUCACACAAGAAGGAGAUGCUUUGAUGGAGGAGGUGAGACUUGAGCUGGGCCUUGAAGAGCAGUUAGAAUUUGGACAGAAGAGGAGGGAGAAGAGACAGAACUACAAAGAAGCUCAGUGAGACCGAGGGGCAGUGGGCAGCCUGACCUGACUGGAGCCAACAAUCCAUUUUAGGGGAGCAGUAAGGGGAGGCUGGAAAGCCCUAGAGGUCUUGAGGAGGGCCUUGAAUGCCAGGACAAAGAGUUUGGGUCUGAUGGGCUGAGCCACAUCUUUCCUUCCUUUUCCUCCAGUGCAGGGGCCAGAGUCAGGGCAGGUCUGCCUCCCUGAAACCUGAGCUGCCUCCCGACCUCAGCCCUCCAGAUCUGUUUGGGAUGUGUUCCUGCCUUUUGUUAUCUCCCUCUCCUCCUUCCCCUUGCAUCUGGGGUCCAGAGUGUCAUGCUGGAAGUGAAUAGGGACUUCCACACCCCCAAGCCCUGCUCCCCCCAUCUGGAGAGGCGACCACCGGGCAGGGGGCAGAUGAGUGAUUUCCUUUUUCUCGUCCCUUCCUCUUUUUGUUUUUUCCUUCCAGUUAUUUUUGUAGAAAAAAAGCUUUCUGUAUUUCCCUCUCAGGCCGAGAGGAAGCAAUGGCUCCUGACUUGUAUUGAUAGAUUUUUUUAAUCACCAGCUGUUUCUAAGAGGGAGGAGGAGGAGGAGGAGGAGGGAAGAGGGGAAGGAGGCGGAAGACAAAUAAAGCUGAAGAAAUCCCAGCCAGAUGUUCCAGCUGUGACUUCUCCACUCCCUGGAGAGACCAUCCGAAGACUCCAAAUUCAAAGAGAAGAGCAGAAAUGAGAAUUGGUCCCUGCCCAGUUCAGACAAGCAGAGGGUGGAGACCAGAAGACGGGAACAUCAUCCGCCCCCUCCUCCUGCCUGCCCUGGCCUUUUUCUUCCUGCCGUUGGGCAGCACCUUGCAGCCAACUCCAUUACCCUUUCCAGAGGUGAGGCUGGUGGGGGGACCUAGCCGCUGCCAGGGCCGGCUGGAGAUCCUGUACAAUGGUUCCUGGGGGACCGUGUGCGAUGAUGACUGGGACGUGGUAGAUGCCAAUGUAGUCUGCCGCCAGCUGGGCUGCGGGUAUGCCCUGCCUGUGCCCUUGCCCCUUGCCUUUGGCCAGGGCCGGGGCCCCAUCCAACUGGACAACGUGGACUGCAAGGGACAGGAGGCGGCCCUGAGUGAGUGUGGCAGCCACGGCUGGGGCGUCCACAACUGCUACCACUACGAAGACGUGGCCGUCAUGUGCGACGAGCUCUUACCGACGCUGGCCAAGAAAAUGUUAACGAGCAGAGCCCCCACCACCAUGACCCCGAAGAACGGCAUAGGUGAUGGCAGCAUCCGCCUGGUGAGAGGCGCCGACCCCUGCCAAGGCCGGGUGGAGAUCCUGCACGAUGGCACAUGGGGCACCGUGUGCGACGAUGACUGGGGGCUCCCCGAUGCCAUGGUGGUCUGCCGCCAACUGGACUGCGGCAGUGCUGUGGCUUCCAAGACCAACGCCUACUUUGGCUACGGCACGGGUCACAUCUUGCUGGACAAUGUCCACUGUGACGGCCGAGAGUUGCACCUGGCAGCGUGUCCCAGCCUGGGAUGGGGCAUUCACAACUGUGGGCACCACGAGGAUGCCGGGGUCAUCUGUUCAGGACGCUCUGCUCCCACCGUUACGUCCUCCCCGACCCUGCUCACCCGGGAUGGCAAGGUCUGGCUCACUGAGCCGGCUACAGUCACGGAAGUCGCCGCCGAGCCCACCUGGGAGGCAACCGUCCUCACCAUGGCGUCGGGAAAGAAAACUGGCCGCCUGCGCCUGGUGAGUGGGGACGGCCCCUGCCAGGGCCGCGUGGAGGUCCUGCACCAGAGUCGCUGGGGCACCGUGUGCGACGACGACUGGGACUUCGCCGAUGCUCAGGUGGCGUGCCGGGAGGCGGGCUGCGGGCGGGCCGUGGGGGCCACCGUCCUGGCCUACUUCGGCUACGGGAAGGGCCCCGUCCUGCUGGACAACGUGGACUGCACCGGCGUGGAGACCCGCCUGGCCGACUGCUUCCACCUGGGCUGGGGCCAGCACAACUGCGGACACCACGAGGACGCCGGUGCCAUCUGCAGGGAGCCAGGCGUAGAGGAGGCAGCGCAACAAAUGUGGCAAGAUGUCCCUGAGACUACGACAAAGGCGGUCGCCAGCGUGCCUCCCAGGGACGGCCACCUCCGCCUGGCCAACGGCAGCCACCGCUGCGAGGGCCGGGUGGAGCUGUACCUCCUUCGCCAGUGGGGCACCGUGUGCGACGACGCGUGGGACCUGCGCGCCGCGGGCGUGGUGUGCCGCCAGCUGGGCUGCGGGGAGGCCCUGGAGGCCCCGGGGGAGGCCCGCUUCGGCCCGGGCCAGGGGCUCAUCCUCCUGGACAACGUCAAGUGUCGGGGCGGCGAGGCGUCCCUGCUCCGUUGCUCUCACAUCCGCUGGAACGCGCACAACUGUGACCACGCGGAGGAUGCCGGGGCCCAGUGCCGGCCGCGGUGAUCCCGCUCGCCCCGCCCUCUGGUCUCCGCCCAGCAGCUCCCCACAACCUCGGGUGCCGGAGCAAGGUCCCCCCGCCUUCCAGCACCUCUCAGUGGGGUCCCUCACUGACACGGGUGCCUCCUGUGGAGCCGGGAAUGGGGACCACACAUAUCCAGACAGUGCCAUCCAAGAAAAAGACCCCCACGUCGGAGUUGUCAUCCCUUCUCAGACUCGUUUCACAGCCCCGGGCCUCAGUUUCUCCCACCUGUAUAAUGGGAGAAGAAGUGUCCCCACCUUUCUCUAAAUUAUUGAGAGAUCCUGGUGGGGAUACAGUGAACUCGAAGCCAAGAUGCCUCCAGAAAUGAGAGGGGUACCUUGCACCCCCUACCUGGGAUCCCUAAGGCAGGUGACUCGGCCAGAUCUCCUCCCCAGGUCUCAAAGCCAAAGAUCAUCAGGGAUUCUGGCCAGAUGAAAGGACUGGGGAGGAGUGAGUUCCACAGGGGGGCCUUAUAGCCACUUGGACACCCUUAGGUGCAUCUUGGGGAGAGACCCUCCCCUUCCCGGGAUUUCCCACCUCAGGACUUUGCUUAUCUCUCUCUGAAAAGGGCCAGGCCCCACACGCCCUCCCACCUGCCCUCCUGUCUGUCUUUCCCCUCCCCCUCCCCCCAACAAGGGCCCUCACACAUGGUGCUUGGAGCAUGGCGCACGUGGGUCACGGCGCCUUCAUUGUGGGACAAGGGAAUCAGAGGCCACGGUCAGGGCCGGGAGCGCUUCCAUCUCUGCCGCAAAGAUUCCCCUCAGCCCGUAGAGGGGUGGCAGAUCCUCUGAGCCCUAAGAGGAAGGGGGCUGGGGAGCAGGGAGGCGCUACCUCCCCCCUGGGGACCCUUCCCUCCCACGGGGCCCAGCACCCACUCCCCACGUGGUAAGUCAGUAGUCCCGAGGCCCGCAGCCUCUUCGCCAGGAGGGAAUCGUGUAGCCACCAAGUUAUAGUUGUCAAGCAAAUAAAGGACUUUGUUCUUUUAA
Sarcophilus harrisii (Tasmanian devil) is the source of this 3597-nucleotide messenger RNA. It is a transcript of the gene SSC4D, whose product is annotated as scavenger receptor cysteine rich family member with 4 domains. The transcript has 11 exons. Gene Ontology annotation, cellular component: membrane. The coding region runs from base 886 to 2595 and encodes 569 amino acids. Lineage: Eukaryota; Metazoa; Chordata; Mammalia; Dasyuromorphia; Dasyuridae. The record is from RefSeq and is a predicted model, not a curated record.